AUGACUAAUAAUUUUUUACCAACACAUCCAUAUCUAUCAAUUGCUUUAGCUACCUUAGGACUUGGAGCAUUUCAAUGCAUCUUUAUUUAUUAUAUCAUGAUUAAAGAUAGCGAAAAAAGACAUUUACAAUUACUUGAUAAAAUCAAUCAUUUAAAUGAUGAAAUUUUAUUAACAAAAGGAGAAAUAAUUCAAUUAAAUAAGCAAUUGUUUAAAUGUAAAAAAAAUGUUACUUUUUAUGAUGAUUUAAAUGAAAAUAUUUUAAAAAAAUAUAAAUAUAGCUCAUCUAGUAGUAUUAUGUCAGAUUCAUUAUAUUUAGAUGUUAGCGAAAAUUUUAAAGAUUUUAUAAAUGAUAAUCCUACUAUUGCGAGUGAAGAUAAUUUUCAAAAAAUGCAUGAUAUAAUUAAUUUUGACUUUAAAACUAUUGAUGAACAACUUGAAAAUCAUGAAAAUUUAGCUGCUUACAAUGCUUUGAAGGCUCUUUAUGAUGAAUCUAAUGAAAAUAAAAAAGAUAUUGAAUUAUUGUGGAGAUUGUGUCGUGCUUGCUAUCAAAGAGGAUCUGAAUUUGCUGCUAAAGAUUCAAAAAGAAAAGAGUUUAUGUUUGAGGGAAAAAAAUAUGGUGAAGAGGCUGUUAAAAUUGAUGACACCAAUAUUAAUGUCUUGAAAUGGGCUGCUGCCUGUACUGGUCAAUCAACAGAUUUUAUGGGAACAAAAGAAAAAAUUGAAACUGGACAUUAUUUUAAGAGUUUACUUGAUAAAGCUCUUUCAAUUGAUUGUUCUGAAUAUACACUUCUUCAUAUGCGUGGUAGAUUUUGUUUCUCUGUUGCUUCACUUUCAUGGAUUGAACGUAAGGCAGCUUCCGCUUUUUAUGCAACUCCUCCCUCUGCAACUUAUGAAGAGGCAUUAGCUGAUUUUCUUAAAGUUGAAGAAAUUAAGAACGGGGAAUGGUUAGAAAAUCUUCUUUAUAUUGGACGUUGUUACUAUCAAAUUAGUGAUAAAUCAUCUUCCCUUAAAUAUCUUAAGAUGGCUCUUGAAUGUCCAACCAACAAAGGAGAAGCCGAAAAAGAUAUGUUAAAUGAAGUUCAAGCUUUAAUGAAAAAAUGUUCUAAGUAA
Molecule: messenger RNA, 1110 nt
Organism: Strongyloides ratti
Lineage: Eukaryota; Metazoa; Nematoda; Chromadorea; Rhabditida; Strongyloididae
Product: Tetratricopeptide-like helical domain-containing protein
Exons: 5
Coding region: 1-1110 (369 amino acids)
Cellular component (GO): spindle microtubule; cytoplasm; mitotic spindle pole
Molecular function (GO): microtubule binding
Source: RefSeq, a predicted model, not a curated record